GUUAUUACGAAAAGCCGGUACCCGAUAUGUUGGUACCAAAAGAGGCAAUUAUAGAAAAUUGGAGCCGCCCUAGUGGAAAGUCAGGCGGCGAGGAGAAUGUGGAUUUAAACGUGGAUAACAGAAGCUAUUCAGACGAGAGUGAAGGCCAGAAAGAGCGCGAAGUCUCUGAAGAUCGGACUUGGGUGCUUCAGGCUGGGGCCGGUCGAGUAGGUCGUCGUAAAAGCAUUUACAAGAAGGGCAAGAGAGGAGGGAGCCUCUUAUUAAUCAAGCACAAGAACGGUCAAGUCAAGAUCAGCGGCCAGCGUGUGAAGCUGGGCGAUGUGAGGCACCAUGUGCACGCGAAUACAGCAGAUACUGCGGACGUCAACGCUGUGGCAGAUGUAGUCUUGACCCAGGAGAGCGACAAAGACAUCUUGAUUGAAAAGCUCAGCCCAAUCACGAAGAAAAGGAGACGUAUAGCUUUCUCCUCCAACACCAGAGCUGAUUGGGUCAAGCUUCACCCCCUGGCCGAUAUCUUGGUAGACAAUGGUUUCGACGUAGAUAUUUUCAUCACAGGUAUGCACAUGGUCAAAGAGUAUGGUUCAACCUACGAAGAGAUCGUGAAGAACAGAAAAUUCGGCGUUUUUACCAGACAGACAUGGGCUCCUGGCGACAGCGAGAUCGAGAAUGCCACGGCUACAAUGGGAGCGACGUUCCAAUUGCUUCAACAAUUCGACUACGAUCUUCUAAUUGUGCAUGGGGAUCGGCUCGAAGCAAAAGCAGCAGCCGAUGCUGCCCACCUAUCUCGAUGUCGACUCGGACACGUUGAAGGUGGAGAACUUACCGGUGGCGAUGAUAACAAGAACCGAUAUGCAAUCACGGCGAUCGCUGAUUACCACUUUCCAAGCAGCCAAGAUGCUGCUGAUCGCCUCAUCGCAUCUGGUCAAAGGAUCGGGACAAUUUUUCCUAUCGGAUCCCCGGAUCUCGACGUUUUCCUGAGACCCAGUGCAAUUUCCAUUGACGAUGUGUUGCGGAAGUACAGCAUCCCCUUCAAGGAGUUCGGAAUUGCUCCUUUUCACACUAACUCAGCGGAAAGCGAGUCGUCCGGAGAACAAGCAAAGAACUUCUAUGGGGCACUGUUGGAUUCUGGGCGAAACUUUGUCAUUCCUAGACCAAACAACGAUAAAGGAACGGAGAAGGUUCAAGAAGUACUUGAUGCCCUACCCAAGAACCGUGUUUGUGUUGCCCCAAAUUUUGAGUUUAAUGAUUACAUUGUUCUUCUGAAAGAAGCUGGAUGUGUUGCAGGAAACAGCAGCGUAGUUGUCACUUCAGCACCAGCGUUAGGAAAACUAUGUCUCAACAUCGGAAGUCGUCAACAAGGACGAGCCCCACCAACCGAUGGUUUGUUCAACUUCAGCCCUAACGAUAGGGAAGGCAUUCUUGGAUGCCUUGCAGAAAAUUGGGGUGGGAAGUACUCAAGAAACGUCCACUACGGAGACGGUCGUGCUGCCGAGAGGUUUUUUGAAGCUCUAAAUAGUGAAGAAUUUUGGAAGGUCUCUCAACAGAAGCUUCUAUUCGAUCAGAAAGCAUCUUGA
Molecule: messenger RNA, 1574 nt
Organism: Talaromyces proteolyticus
Lineage: Eukaryota; Fungi; Ascomycota; Eurotiomycetes; Eurotiales; Trichocomaceae
Exons: 1
Coding region: 27-1574 (515 amino acids)
Biological process (GO): UDP-N-acetylglucosamine metabolic process
Molecular function (GO): hydrolase activity, hydrolyzing O-glycosyl compounds; UDP-N-acetylglucosamine 2-epimerase activity
Source: RefSeq, a predicted model, not a curated record